Messenger RNA from Myotis lucifugus (little brown bat), 1925 nucleotides. It is a transcript of the gene PNLDC1, whose product is annotated as PARN like, ribonuclease domain containing 1. The record is from RefSeq and is a predicted model, not a curated record. Gene Ontology annotation, cellular component: cytoplasm; endoplasmic reticulum. Bases 1 to 1794 code for a protein of 597 amino acids. Gene Ontology annotation, biological process: nuclear-transcribed mRNA poly(A) tail shortening. Gene Ontology annotation, molecular function: RNA binding; poly(A)-specific ribonuclease activity. NCBI's taxonomy places the organism in Eukaryota, Metazoa, Chordata, Mammalia, Chiroptera, Vespertilionidae. The transcript is spliced from 19 exons.
AUGGACGUGGGCGCGGACGAGUUCGAGCAGAGCCUCCCUCUGCUGCAGGAGCUGGUCCAGGGCGCGGACUUCCUGGGUGAGGUCCGGGGGUUCCGGGCCAGUUUAAACUUAAACUAUUUAGGUAGGUACAUUGUUAUUAACUUAAUUAGGGUACUCCUAAGGCUUAGGAAGAGCCACACUCAAGGGGCCAAAGAGCCGCAUGUGGCUCUCGAGCCGCAGUUUCCGACCACGGAGCUAGGGCAUGGGACUCUUGUCUUUUUUGCCUUCCCGGCAGGUCUGGACAUAGAGUUCACGGGCCUUCGCACUAACCUGUCCGGGUCCCAGCAGAUCAGUCUUUUUGACUUGCCAUCGGAGUGGUACCUAAAGACCCGUCGGAGUGUUCAGCAAUUUACAAUCUGUCAGAUUGGACUGUCUGUGUUUUCCAGCGUCGCAGGCGAGUCGAACAAGUACGUAGCCCAUUCCUGUAACUUCUUUCUCUUCCCUACGACGUUUGGGAUUCUGGACUCGGAAUUCUCUUUCCAGGCCUCUAGCGUACAGUUUCUGAAUCAGUAUGGCUUCGACUAUAACAAGUUUCUCAAACAUGGAAUCCCCUACAUGAACGAAGAGCAGGAGAAGCAAAUCAAACACAACAUCCUGACUGGGAACUGGAGAGUCCGCAGUUCCCUGGACAAAGAUCAAAUGAAGGCGGUGAUCGAUGAGGUGACGCGGUGGCUGCACCUGGCGGAGGAAGGCGACUGGAUGACGCUCCCUGGGAUCACUGGCUUCCAGGCCUUCGAGGUCCAGCUGGUGCUGAGGCAGGCCCUCCCGGACAUCUGGACGGUGCUGAGAGACCAGGCGGUGAUAGUGAAGAAAGUGAGCAGGCAGCACCGCUGGUACCUCCAGAACACGUCCUGCGACCGAGAGAGCUGCUGGAAGGAGAAGAUCCUGCUCUCCGCCAGGGGCUUCUCUGUGUUUUUCCAGAUGCUGGUGAAAGCCCAGAAGCCCUUGGUGGGACAUAACAUGAUGAUGGACCUGCUGCAUCUGCAUGAGAAGUUCUUCAGGCCCCUCCCAGAAAGCUACCACCAGUUCAAGCAGAAUAUCCACAGCCUCUUUCCCGUCCUCCUCGACACCAAGAAUGUGACCAAGGACAUAUGGAAGGACCUGAAUUUCCCGAGGGUUUCCAAUCUCUCCGAGGUGUACGAAGUCCUGAACAGUGAGUUGAAUCCCACCAAGGACUCUGGGCCAGUGAUCAUUCACGCCAGCAAGUGCGAGAGAUACGCUGAGACAAAGUUCCCCCACGAAGCAGCAUACGACGCCUUCCUCUGCGGAUCAGUUCUUCUGAAAGUGGCGCACUUGCUCCUGUGGAGAGUGCACGGGGCCGGCCCCACCCCGGAGCCCUCCUUCCCCCUGUACCUGGACGUGCUGGCCCCCUAUGUGAACCAGGUGAACCUGAUCCGCGCCGGGGUCCCCAAGAUCAACUUCUCUGGCCCAGAUUAUCCCAGUAUCCGGCCCCCCAUCCUCGUCCUCAGCGUCCGGAGGUGGCUGGGGGUCACCGAGCAGCAGAUCUAUCGCGAGUUCCAGAGUCUCUGCAAAUUCGACGUCCGGCGACUCACGCGGAACCAGUUCCUGCUCUUGACCAACAAGUUCAAGGACGCCCGGAGCGUCCUGAAGGAGUACCGGGGCCACCCCGCGCUGCAGGUGUCGCUGUACCGGUACUGGAGGCACUCCCCGGACGUCCACUGCCUGCUGCAAGUCUGUGGCAUAGUCACCGCCUGGGCCCUUCUCGCGUUUCUCCUGGGGCGACCUGGCCCCUGACGCCACCCGAGCCCUGCCGCUCCCGUCGGCGCCUCUCCGGGAGGCCAGCCCGUUUGUGUUCGUGUGAAUCGUAUUCUACUUGCCAAUGGACCUGCCUGGUCAUUUCGAGGGAUUUCGUUAUGUUUUGAGCG